Colletotrichum orchidophilum is the source of this 1671-nucleotide messenger RNA. Its product is annotated as major facilitator superfamily transporter. Gene Ontology annotation, biological process: transmembrane transport. The transcript has 5 exons. Gene Ontology annotation, cellular component: membrane. Lineage: Eukaryota; Fungi; Ascomycota; Sordariomycetes; Glomerellales; Glomerellaceae. The coding region runs from base 1 to 1671 and encodes 556 amino acids. The record is from RefSeq and is a predicted model, not a curated record. Gene Ontology annotation, molecular function: transmembrane transporter activity.
AUGGGCAACAUUAAGGAGGACAUCGAGUCCACCAAGGCCGAGGGCCUCACUGAGCAUCACUACAGAGACGCCACACUGCCGGCAUGGAGAUUCUGGCUGCUCAGUGUUGGACUCUGCCUUGGACUUUUCCUCUCCAUGUUGGACGCCUCUAUCGUAGCAACGAGUCUGUACACAAUUGGCGCAGAGUUUGACUCGGUAGACCUAAUCAAUUGGGUUGCACUUGCAUAUACCCUCACAUACCUGAGCUGUGCCGUCUUGGUGGCUCGGGCAUCCGACGUCGUUGGCCGGCGCAAUGCCUUCUUGGCAAGCUUUAUCAUUUUCUUUGCCUUCUCUCUCGGCUGCGGGUUUGCCCAGAAUUUGGAGCAGUUGGUUGCAUGCCGUGCUCUGCAAGGCUUGGGGGGCUCUGGUCUUUAUUCGAUUACCAUGAUUAUUUUUCCGGAGGUCGCUCCCAAGCACCUGCUACAGUAUAUGUCCAGUCUUGUCGGUAUGGUCAUCGCCAGUGCCGGCGUGCUUGGACCAGUUCUGGGAGGUAUUCUCACCCAUUACGCCUCUUGGCGAUGGAUCUUCUGGAUCAACGGACCAAUUGGCUUUGUUUCAAUGCUUGUAUUUUACCUGACGUGGCCCGAUGCCAAACACCUGCCGACGCUGCAACGUAGACGCUGGAAUGAGUUGGACGUUGUAGGCUCUCUUCUCCUUGUCGCAGCAUCGGUUCUGGUAGUCUUCUCCUUUCAAAAUGUCGGCUCGGACGGCAACAAGUGGCACGAAGCCGUAUUCAUUGCCCCAGUCACCAUCGGCGGCGUGUGCUUCAUCUUGUUGCUGGGAUGGGAGACGCUCGUCGCCAAGUUCUGGAGCAACCGCGUCAUGGCGGCCAUUCCGAUACGGCUUUUGCGCAACCGUGUCUACGUCGCCACGAUACUCAACACGAUGUUCCUCGGGUUCCCGUACCUCCUGGUCAUCUAUGCCUUCCCUGUCCACUUACAGAUCGUCAACGGGAAGAGCUCUUUGCUAGCGGGUAUUCUGCUUUUACCGAUGUUAGGCUCUGUUGCGCUGGGUACCACUCUCGGCGGGAUCAUCAACAAGAGACAGAAUCGACUUUUUGAGACGAUGACCGUAGCAAGCUGUUUCGUGUGCAUUGGUUGCGGCUUGAUGACGACACUGUCUUCGUCGGUCGAAUUGGAACCCAAGGCACUCGGCUUUCUUACCUUCAUCGGCUUUGGCUUUGGCCUGUCGGCCACUUCAUCCACCGUCCUCGGGGCGACUGAGUCAGAGAUUCCAGAUCACGCCCCCGCGCAAGGGAUUAUUGCACAGGUGCGAAUCCUCGGUGGCAGCUUGGGAAUCGCCGCGUCAACAGCGAUCUUGGGAAACUUCAUGCGAGACGAAUUGACCGGGGUGGUCAGCCCGGAACAGCUGUCAUCGCUCCACGGAGCAGGGGCGAAUUUGACGGAGGCGCAAGCCACAGCCGUACGCCAAGUCUACACAGACUCUUUCUGCAAAGACAUGCAGGUGGGAGCUAUUCUGUCAGGCAUAGCGAUCCUCCUUAGUUUGGGAGUCUAUCGUCGAAAUCGGCUCACCAUAGAAGAGCAGCGGCAGAUGCAUAUCAGGGUUGAGGUGGAGAGGCGACGGAGGGCAUCGGCGGCGACGACUUUGGUUUCCUCGACGACAACCGAGUAA